Molecule: messenger RNA, 1013 nt
Organism: Linum tenue
Lineage: Eukaryota; Viridiplantae; Streptophyta; Magnoliopsida; Malpighiales; Linaceae
Source: the annotation of a GenBank genome assembly
GGCGAUCCUAAAAACCCACGAAUUCAUAACAGAAACAAAAAAACAAAUCAUGUCAAUUUGGCCUUCCCUUUGAGAUCUCCAUUGUCUCGUACAAUCAGUCAUCAGGACCAAAAUUCAUUUCAAUCAUCUUUCACGUGUUGCAUUCGUGGCGGUCUGUUUAGACGUGAUGGGGAAAAUGCGGGAGCUCGAGAGGACGAGAAUGGCGUUCACCACAACCAUAUUGGCUAUCUUGCUGUCCACGACGAACACGGCGAAUGCAGCCGACGAAAGCAACCCUGUCUUCGAUCCGUGUUCCGACGCCACCGUGGCGAAGUCCGACGGCUUCUCCUUCGGCCUGGCGUUCGCCGCCAACGCUUCCUUCUUCGCGGGGGAGGUUCAGUUCUCCCCCUGCGACCGGCGACUCGCCUUGGCGUCCAAGCAUGCCCAGCUCGCCGUGUUUCGGCCGCAGGUCGACCAGCUCUCGCUGCUCACCAUCAACAGCACCACGUUCGAUCCGGCAAAGGCAGGUGGGUUCAUGGUAGCAUUUGCUGGGAGGAACUUUGCGGCGAGAUCAGUGCCAACUCUUGUGGCUGAUGGUACCAUGAGCAUAACCAGCUUCACUUUGGUUCUUGAGUUCCAGACGGGUACCCUUGUAAACUUGUACUGGAAGAAAUUCGGGUGUGGUUCGUGCUCUGGUGAGUUUCGCUGCCUUAAUGAACAGGACUGUGCAAUUCCAACCAAGAAGUGUAGAAGCCAUGGCGGAUCUGUUGAUUGCGAGGUCAACAUACAGUUGGCAUUCUCGGGUACUGAUAAGUACCUGGAAACGCUCAACUCCUGGUACGAGGUUUCCAGCCUCGGGCAGUAUUCUCUUUACGGGCUGUACUCCAAUGUGAAGGAGAAUCUGUUCAUGUAAAAAGGCUUUUACCUCACAAAUCAGCUAUGUAAUUUAGACACUGAAAUUUGAUUAUUCAUUGAUUACUUCCAAUUUUGUUUGAGGAAAUUUCAGCAUUUGUUUUGGCAGAAGUUGAAGGGAU